AAAAAGAGAAAAUGAGUUUAAAUGAAGUGAAAAACAGGCCUAAGAAAGCUCCUCAUGCAGUGGUGAUACCAUACCCAGCUCAAGGCCAUAUUAAGGGUAUGUUAAAGAUGGCCAAGCUCCUACACCACAAGGGCUUCCACGUCACCUUCGUCAACACCGAGUUCAACCACCGCCGCUAUCUCAAGUCCCGAGGCCCCCGCGCCAUGGACGGAGUCCCCAGUUUCCGGUUCGAGACCAUUCCAGAUGGACUCUCGCCUUCUAAUGUGGACGCCACUCAGGAUUUGCUGGCACUCAGCCAGGCCAUUCGAACGGUUUUCCUUCCUCCGUUCAUGGAUCUCAUCCGAAGGAUCAACCGAGACGGAUUGUGCCCUCCGGUAACGUGUAUACUCUCCGACGGGAUCAUGCCGUUCGCUAUUGAUGCGGCGGAGCAACUAGGGAUCCCGGUGGUGAUGCCGUUCGCUAUUGUUACAAAUUUAAUUAACGAGAGUGAGCUGACUGAGGAGUAUUUAAACACUAAAGUGGAUUGGUUACCCGGAUUCGACAACCUUCUAAUCCGUGACCUACCCGCCUUCUUCCAAACAACCGAUCCGAACCACCCAAUCUUUCACUUAGCCAUGGAAGCAGCCGAAGCAGUCCCCCGAGCAUCCGCGCUGGGCAUUGAAACCUACGAAUCCCUCGAGCCUAAAAUUCUCAAUCACCUCUCCGCCAAAUUCCCAAAGGUUUUCGCCGUGGGUCCUCUCCAAUUACUCCUCAACCGAAUCUCGUCCACUUCAAACUCGCCUUAUCUAGACUCGGUCGGGUAUAACAUGUGGGUGGAGGCGCCAGAAUGCCUAAAGUGGCUGGAUUCCAUGUGUGACAAAACGGUGGUAUUUGUGAACUUCGGUAGCAUCACUCCCGUGACUCCGCAACAAUUUAUUGAAUUCGCGUGGGGUUUGGCCAACAGCAAGCAGCAUUUCCUGUGGAUCAUCAGGCCCGAUAUGGUUAUAGGGGAAUCCUCUGUUCUUCCUCCGGAGUUCUUAGAAGAGACGAAAGGGAGAUCUAUGAUCGCAGGCUGGUGCGAUCAGGAUGAGGUUCUAAACCACCCGGCAGUGGGAGGAUUCUUAACACACAGUGGGUGGAAUUCGACCAUUGAGAGCUUGUCAGCCGGUGUGCCGAUGAUUUGCUGGCCUUUCUUUGCGGACCAACAGACAAAUUGUAGACAUGCUUGUGAGGAAUGGAAGGUGGCUCUACAGAUUGAUAAUAAUGUGAAGAGAUUUGAAGUAGAGAAGCUUGUGAAUGAUUUAAUGGAGGGGGAGAAAGGGAAGGAGAUGAGAAGUAAUGCUUCGGUGUGGAAGAAGCUGGCAGAGGCAGCCACAACUGAAGAUGGGUCAUCAUCCAUUAAUCUCGACAAGCUCAUAAGUGUCUUACUGUCCCAUGUCUAGCUUUUACUUUUAUAUAAAUAAAUAAGGUGUGUGGUUUGAGAUCGGUGUAAUUUAUUUAA
This is a messenger RNA of Impatiens glandulifera, 1480 nucleotides long. Its product is annotated as 7-deoxyloganetin glucosyltransferase-like. Gene Ontology annotation, molecular function: UDP-glycosyltransferase activity. The record is from RefSeq and is a predicted model, not a curated record. The transcript has 3 exons. Lineage: Eukaryota; Viridiplantae; Streptophyta; Magnoliopsida; Ericales; Balsaminaceae. Bases 12 to 1421 code for a protein of 469 amino acids.